Molecule: messenger RNA, 1432 nt
Organism: Cuculus canorus (common cuckoo)
Lineage: Eukaryota; Metazoa; Chordata; Aves; Cuculiformes; Cuculidae
Product: UDP-glucuronosyltransferase 1A1-like
Exons: 2
Coding region: 563-1432 (289 amino acids)
Molecular function (GO): UDP-glycosyltransferase activity
Source: RefSeq, a predicted model, not a curated record
UAUAACAAGGGAAAAAUUCUGGCAGUCAUACACCUGCAUGGUGUGGGUGAGGUCUAAUUGCGUGUUUGAUGUGGAUAUUUCUAACCUAAAGAGAUGACUUAAUUUAACACUUUCUGUAUGGCCAAUCCACCUGAAAAACAGAGUGGUAUAGUUGACCAGGAGCAUAUGUGAUUCCACCUCCUUUCCUUGGGUCUGCCCAAUACGGAGAUUUUGUUCAGAGAAGAGAUCACGUGUUACGCUAUGAUUAAAUCCAGCCGAAGUCAGGCACACAAACACCUCACCCAGGAAUUCAUGCGAAAAGGGCAGGAAUUGUAACAGCUUUUCCAAAAAUUCUUUGCCUCAUGCAAGAGGCAGUAGAAUAUUUCUUCAAGAGCAUUAACUGCUUAUCUGGUCGAAAAAGUAACUUGAUGAGUCACGUGCAACAGCAUCAUGGGCUCUUUUCUGUCACUGUGUUUGAGUUGAAGGCUGAUAUUUUGCGAUGAAGGUUUCGGUCUAACUGCAGCUUCCGUCACAAAAACUAGACAGCUGAGUUCUGAACUGCAUUUUAGCAUCCAGUUUGGACAUGGAAAUGUUAAUGGGAGUUUUAGUUUUCCUGUCUCUGUUUUGCUUGGCUGAUGGUGGGAAGCUGUUGGUGGUGCCAAUGGAUGGGAGUCACUGGCUCAGCAUGCGCUUGGUGCUGGCGGCCCUCAGCAGGAAAGGGCACGAAAUAAUUGUUGUCGCACCAGAAGUAAACUUGAAUGUGAAGGCAUCUGAAUAUUACACUCUAAAGACUUAUCCAGUGCCUUUAACCAGGGAGGAACUGGGAGCAAGCAUGCAUUCAUUUGCUAAUGAUCUUUUUGAGCGAAGACCUUUUCUUCAGAGAAUUAUUGCGCUUUAUGAAAAAGCUCAAGUCAUCUCUGGUCUCUACGUCUCUUCCUGUACCAGUUUACUGCACAAUAAGGAUCUGAUGCGAUAUCUUGAAGGAAGCAAAUUUGAUGCUGUCCUCAUGGACCCUAUUGUACCAUGUGGACAAAUACUGGCUCUGCAUCUGUCUGUCCCAUCUGUUUUCUUUCUCCGGGGACUCCCCUGCAGUUUGGAUUUGCAGGCUACUCAGUGUCCAGAUCCCCCUUCCUACGUCCCAAGAACAUUUACAGACAACUCAGACCACAUGACAUUUAUCCAGCGUGUGGAAAACUUAUUCCUGAAGUCAUCAGAAUCCUUUCUUUGCAAUUUUGCCUAUUUGCCAUUUGAACUUCUGGCCUCAGAUUUUCUCCACAGAUCAGUAACAAUGAAGGAGCUCUUAAGCCAUGGAUCCAUUUGGCUUAAAAGGAUGGAUUUUGUUUUUGAGUAUCCCAUGCCAGUGAUGCCCAACAUAGUGUUCAUUGGAGGUAUAAACUGUGGAAAGAAAAAGCCAUUAUCUCAGGUCAGUGAUUUCCUUGAUAAACUAUAUUAA